AUGAGCAACAGACAGAACAACGACGCCGCCGACAACGUUUCCAGAAAGGUUUCGGACAUGUCCCAAAGGGUUUCCGAGGCGACGCGCCCGGACAGCGACCGGAGCGCGGUUGAGCGCGGCCAGGAGCGUCUGUCGGACGCGAAGGACUCGGUCAGGUCUGCCAUGAAGCCGGACUCGCAGAAGGGCUACCUGGAGAAGGGCCAGGAGCGGCUAUCGGACGCGAAGGACUCGGUCAGGUCUGCCGUGAAGCCAGACUCGGAGAAGGGCUACCUGGAGAAGGGCCAGGAGCGGCUAUCGGACGCGAAGGACUCGGUCAGGUCUGCCGUGAAGCCAGACUCGGAGAAGGGCUACCUGGAGAAGGGCCAGGAGCGGAUGUCGGACGCAAAGGACUCGGUGAAGUCUGCCGUGAAGCCAGACUCGGAGAAGGGCUACCUGGAGAAGGGCAGGGAGCGUCUGUCGGACGCUAAGGACUCAUUCACGUCAGCCAUCAAGCCAGACUCGGCGAAGAGCUACUUGGAAAAGGGUAAGGAGCGCCUGUCCGAGCUUGCCGACUCCGCGCGCUCGACCUUCAAACCCGAGUCCCAGAAGGACUCCCUUGAGAGUGGCCAGGACCACCUUUCCGCUGCGGGCAGCUCUGCGAAGUCGGCUGUGAAGCCAAACUCCCAGAAGAGCUACACCGAAAGGGGUAAGGAGACACUGGGUGACGCCGCAGAGACUGCGAAGGAGAAGCUUUCCGGCGCCUACCAAUAUGUAAGUAAGGCCCUUCACGGCGAGGGUGAUGCCACUACGGGUGCAGGCCACACAGGCACCAACACCACCACUGCCUCGCACCCAACCGGCUCUCACCAGGGUGGCUCCACCUACUCAUCCGGGGGUGCACGUCACUGA
Messenger RNA from Eremothecium gossypii ATCC 10895, 888 nucleotides. RefSeq names its product lipid-binding protein HSP12 (gene HSP12). Bases 1 to 888 code for a protein of 295 amino acids. Gene Ontology annotation, cellular component: cytosol; plasma membrane. NCBI's taxonomy places the organism in Eukaryota, Fungi, Ascomycota, Saccharomycetes, Saccharomycetales, Saccharomycetaceae. The transcript has a single exon. The record is from RefSeq and is marked provisional. Gene Ontology annotation, molecular function: lipid binding.